GGUCAAGACUCCAGCCAGGAACCAGUUGGUUCCGGAGUCAGGAGGGACCAGUUGGUCCUCGAGUCAGGAACCAGUUGUUGGUCCCGGAGUCAGACUCAGAAUUGAGACAAAUUCGCACUGUCAGGAUCCAUUUCCUGAUCCAGAUACAAUAGACACUCUGAUUUGA
Molecule: messenger RNA, 166 nt
Organism: Ilex paraguariensis (yerba mate)
Lineage: Eukaryota; Viridiplantae; Streptophyta; Magnoliopsida; Aquifoliales; Aquifoliaceae
Source: the annotation of a GenBank genome assembly